This is a messenger RNA of Anastrepha obliqua, 2351 nucleotides long. Its product is annotated as slit homolog 1 protein. The transcript has 8 exons. The record is from RefSeq and is a predicted model, not a curated record. Gene Ontology annotation, molecular function: protein binding. Lineage: Eukaryota; Metazoa; Arthropoda; Insecta; Diptera; Tephritidae. The coding region runs from base 420 to 1934 and encodes 504 amino acids.
UUUCUACUUUUCAUUAACUGCGAGUUGGCAUGUGCACAUAUCCGUGUACAUAUGCUCUAACGUGUGCUUGUGUGUGUGUUGCAGACGGCUAAGUAGUAUACAUCAAUAAUUGGAACAAGGAACGCAUCCAUCUCGCAAUAAACAAACCUGCCAUUCAUGAUCCAGAGCUUCGAGUCGUUGUGGACCUUACUCGUAUGUAUGUAUGUAAAUGACUCUGUCUUCAAUGCAACUGUGCCCACAGGCAUGAUAAAGUCCGUACUGCUGCAAGGGAGAACGACUCUUAAUUUUGGUGUACAAUAGAAGUGAAUAGAUUUGCUGCUGGCUGUUGGUUCGACGGACGUCAAAUCAGAAUCAGCAUAGGAGUACGGGUGCGUACGAGAUCGAGUGGAUAGCAAAGUGCUAAACAGUGACAGUGUGAAAUGGCAAUGAAGACGUCGGGCAAAAUGUAUUUGGUUAAUAGUAGCCUCGUCUAUGGCGUGACAAUUGUACUCCUGGCGCUUGCUUAUGGAGCGCAGCAAGUUGACGCUCAGAAUCCGCCGCAGCAACAGGUGUGUCCGGAGCAAAAUGACAUCGCGCCCUGCAUAUGUACCUUGAAGAAAAAUGGAUUGGAUAUUUUGUGUGAAACGACAGACUUGGCGCAUAUAACCAAAUCGAUGGGCACCCUGAAAGGACAGAGUCCCAUCAUUUUCUAUUUGAAAUUACGCCACAACAACCUGCCCAAACUGCAAGGUUUUGUUUUCCUCGCUCUGGACAUUCGUCACUUGACAAUCCACAACAGUAGUUUGGCAGCCAUAGAAGAGAAUGCGCUCAGCUCUUUGGGUAAUGGACUUACACAGUUGGAUGUGUCGCUUAAUCAAAUGAAAACGGUGCCAUCAGCCGCUUUAAAGCAUCUCUUCCAUUUGCUGAUCCUGAAUUUGAAUCAUAACAAAAUUAGCGUCAUUCACGAUAAUGCUUUUGAUGGCUUGGAUACUUUGGAAAUACUUACCUUAUACGAGAACAAAAUUACUACGAUUGACCCGGAGGCGUUUAGAGGAGUCGAGAAAAAACUUAAACGCUUAAAUCUUGGCGGCAACGAUCUCAUGACAAUUCCACAAAAAGCUCUCUCUAUACUGGACGCUCUGAAAAAAUUGGAAAUUCAAGAAAAUAAAAUCAGCAGCAUACACGAGGGCGAUUUCGCAGGAAUGGAAAGCUUGGACUCAUUGAUUUUGGCACACAACAUGAUCACCACCGUUCCUGCCAACGUAUUUUCCCAACUUAGUCUUUUGAACUCAUUGGAACUGGAAGGAAAUAAAAUAAGAACAAUUGACAAAGACGCUUUCAAGGGAUUGGAAGAGAAUCUUCAAUAUCUGCGCUUGGGGGACAACAAUAUUCAAUCCAUUCCCAGUGAAGCUUUACGUCCACUGCAUCGUUUGCGUCAUUUAGAUUUAAGGAAUAACAACAUAAGUUUUAUACAAGAAGAUGCUUUCGCCGGCUAUGGAGACUCACUUGCAUUCCUCGAUUUUCAGAAGAAUGACAUAAAAGUUUUGCCGAGUAUGAUUUUUGAAAAUCUCAACUCUCUGGAGACACUUAAUAUCCAAAACAACAAACUAUCGCGCAUACCGCAAGAUAUUAUGGAGCCAAUCACUGACACGUUACGCAUUAUCGAUAUAACAGAUAAUCCUUUGAUAUGUUCGUGCGAGCUUACUUGGUUCCCGAAGCUCUUGCAGGAUCUAAAGAAUCGAGAUGACGAAAUGGCGCAGAAGAAGAAGCCCACUUGCCACAUGCCUAUCGAAAAUCGACAAUACUACGUACAAGCAAUGCCAUUGGAGAAGAUGCACUGUGUGGGCACAAGCGCUGGCGCGUCGAUCUACAUGAAUAUGCUGUUGCAUGUGCCGCAUUUGCGUCUGCUCACCAGCGUGGCGCUUAGCAUAUUUGCGACAGUGGUUCGAUUUUAAAAAGCAACGCAGCAGCACACAAAUGAGCAGUGGUUUCAGUACAUCCACUGGCUCUGAAAUUCAUUUGUAAAAAAAUGUGUUCAGUUAAAAAAGAGCGAUUUUCUUGGGAUUUGGAAAAAGUUGAUGCGAAUAUUGAGCGAAUCGAAUGGGAUGGAGAGAGGAAGUGUGUACGCAUCCCUUCAUAUUGCAGGCAAAGGCGAAGGAGGUGCAUACGCACAUGCAAACACUGGGAUAUUUCCCCGUAACGGUACAACUGCUGAAGAGUGUCAGCCAUAGAUACGCGCGCAAUAUAUAACUGUCUAGAAUUUAUUGUUCAAAAUCCAACACACACACACAUACAUAUCAUGAAGAGAUGCCAUUCUUACGCACAUACACAUACAUAUCAAUAUCUUUAUAUGGAAUAAGUACCUACUAAGU